CAACCCGAUACAAUUGCUAAUUCAAAUUGCAGUUUCUGCUAGAACUGUUAAGAGUUUCAUUUACGUACAGCGGUCUCGCGGAAUUGACUUGUACAUUAACGAAUUAAACGAAAUACCGCCAAGAUGGGUUGUGGAAUGAGUACUGAGGAUAAGGAGGGGAAGGCCCGCAAUGAAGAGAUUGAGAACCAGCUCAAGCGCGACAAGAUGAUGCAGCGCAAUGAGAUCAAAAUGUUGCUUCUCGGUGCUGGAGAGUCUGGUAAAUCCACAAUUCUCAAGCAGAUGAAGCUCAUCCACGAAGGUGGCUACUCCCGCGAUGAGCGCGAAUCCUUCAAGGAAAUCAUCUACAGCAACACCGUCCAGUCGAUGCGUGUCAUCCUCGAAGCCAUGGAAUCCUUGGAAUUGCCCCUCGCAGACCCGCGCGCCGAGUAUCAUGUGCAGACCAUCUUCAUGCAGCCCGCUCAGAUUGAAGGUGAUAGUCUUCCCCCAGAGGUCGGCGGUGCUAUCCAGGCCUUGUGGCGUGAUACAGGUGUCCAAGAGUGUUUCCGCCGCUCGCGUGAGUACCAGCUCAAUGACUCUGCUAAAUACUACUUUGACUCCGUCGAGCGUAUCGCACAACCCGACUAUCUACCGAGUGACCAAGAUGUGCUCCGUUCUCGUGUCAAGACCACCGGUAUCACCGAGACUACAUUCAUCAUUGGUGACUUGACAUACCGUAUGUUCGACGUGGGUGGACAGCGUUCCGAGCGUAAGAAGUGGAUUCACUGCUUCGAGAACGUGACCACAAUUCUCUUCUUGGUCGCCAUUUCCGAAUACGACCAACUUCUUUUCGAAGAUGAGACUGUCAACCGUAUGCAGGAAGCCUUGACCCUGUUUGACUCCAUUUGCAACUCUCGCUGGUUCAUCAAGACCUCUAUUAUUCUAUUCCUUAACAAGAUCGAUCGAUUCAAGGAGAAGCUUCCUGUCAGCCCCAUGAAGAACUACUUCCCGGAUUACGAGGGAGGCGCCGAUUAUGCUGCUGCCUGCGACUACAUUCUCAACCGCUUCGUGUCACUCAACCAAGCCGAGCAGAAGCAGAUUUACACACACUUCACAUGUGCCACGGACACAACCCAGAUCCGAUUCGUCAUGGCUGCGGUCAAUGAUAUCAUCAUCCAAGAAAAUCUCCGUUUGUGUGGUCUGAUUUAAUGAAUAGGUGGCUUGCGUUGAUGCCGAAUGCUUUAGAUUACUGUCAGCAUGAGAUUUUUUUUAAUCAUUGCCGUGAAUUUUCAUAUUCAUUUUCUUUUGGAUUUUCAAUACCACAUCGGUUGUUUCCUUCUGU
Talaromyces proteolyticus is the source of this 1318-nucleotide messenger RNA. RefSeq names its product G-protein complex alpha subunit GpaA/FadA. Bases 124 to 1185 code for a protein of 353 amino acids. Gene Ontology annotation, molecular function: GTPase activity; G-protein beta/gamma-subunit complex binding; GTP binding. Gene Ontology annotation, cellular component: heterotrimeric G-protein complex. Gene Ontology annotation, biological process: G protein-coupled receptor signaling pathway. Lineage: Eukaryota; Fungi; Ascomycota; Eurotiomycetes; Eurotiales; Trichocomaceae. The transcript is spliced from 4 exons. The record is from RefSeq and is a predicted model, not a curated record.